CAAUUUACUUCAAAAGGUGAAAUAGCGUUGAUGUGGUAUUAUAACAAAAGGUGUUUACUUGGCAUGACGAAUGGUUAUGUAGGAAAUAGAACAACAGCAACAAAUCUUUCCUUUGUGGAUUCCAAUUUCUUUCGACUGGGAUCGAUAUUGUUAAAUGCGUCAUCUUCGUAACAGGAAAAUCUCAAAUGAAAAUUAAUGAUGUCGAAGAUUGGGAUUUCUUUGAAGACGACCGGCAAGAGCUCUGUGAUAGUUAAAGUUUUCCAAGUUAUUGUGGUGACCGCAGUUUGUGGAACCUUCACGUUUGGACAUGUUAUCUCUUUAAUUGUGAUGAUUUGUAACAUGACAAACAUUAUUAUUUUGCCAUUUAUUCUCGUCUACCUGUUUUGGUUUCUCGUAUAUGAUUUUAAGAGAUCAUCCAAGGGCGGCAGAAGAUGGGAGACCUUGCGAAAACUUUCUAGUUGGAAUUACUAUCGAGACUAUUUUCCUGUGCGUCUUGUAAAAACAACUCAACUUAGUCCUGAAAAAAACUAUAUUUUUGGUUAUCAUCCUCAUGGAGUUAUGUGUUCUGGGGCCUGGUGUAACUUUGCUACAGAAGCGACAGGCUUUGGAAAACUAUUUCCUGGACUUACUCCGCAUUUGUUGACCUUGAAAUUAUUACAUUGGUUCCCAUUUUACCGUGAUCUGCUAUCAGCGUUUGGAAUAUGUGAUGUCUCCAAAGAAAGUAUUGUACACAUCUUAAGCAAAUCGGGGGGUGGGAAUGUUGCGAUUAUCGUGGUGGGGGGAGCUGCAGAAUCACUGGACGCUCAUCCGGGACUGUAUCGUCUUACACUGAAAAAUCGAAAGGGUUUCGUAAAAAUGGCAAUCAGAACUGGAGCAUCUCUUGUUCCCGUUAUGUCCUUUGGCGAAAAUGAUCUGUUCAAUCAACCAAAAAAUCCACCAGGAUCGCGACUUCGUCAAUGGCAAAAUUCUAUUCAAAAGAUAAUUUCAUUUGCACCAGUCAUGUUUUUUGGCCGUUUGUUUGUCUUGCCUCAUCAAAAACCAAUCAACACAAUAGUGGGCGCUCCGAUUCAUGUCAAAAAGAAAAAGAAUCCAUCUUUACAUCAAGUGAAUAGAAUUCAUAAGAAGUACAUUAGCAGUCUGAAGAAUAUUUUUAAUCACCAUAAAACAAAAUACGGUGAAAAUGAGUCAACGCCAUUAAUUAUUGAUUAAACAAUACUUACCCGUGUGAAAUAGACGGUAAAAUUUACCGACGGUUUACAGAUGAUUGUUUUCCACUUUAGACGUUUAAUUUUCGUAAAUUUUAUCUGUAAAUUUUCACAAAAUAAACACAUGUAGCUGAGCCCGUUAAGUAAAAAUAACUUCAACGAGGAAAUACUGGUAAUUAAAUGGGGGACAAAUUUAUGUUCAUAGUCGUUUUAUUGUUUAUAGUAAUGGUGUGUAAGUAAAAACUAUGAUAUAUGAACUAAGAUAAAAAAACAACAGAUUUCAUUACUUUAGUUAACCACAAGGCAAACAUAGUUUGUAUGUUUAUCCAACUUCUUCAAAUAUCUUAGAAAUAUACAGGCAGACUGCCCUUUUAUUUCUAAGAGUUGACAUGAUAAAGUAGUAAUUAUAUGAAUUUGCUAUUGUUACAAC
Xenia sp. Carnegie-2017 is the source of this 1635-nucleotide messenger RNA. RefSeq names its product diacylglycerol O-acyltransferase 2-like. Gene Ontology annotation, cellular component: endoplasmic reticulum membrane. Gene Ontology annotation, molecular function: diacylglycerol O-acyltransferase activity. The coding region runs from base 196 to 1209 and encodes 337 amino acids. The record is from RefSeq and is a predicted model, not a curated record. NCBI's taxonomy places the organism in Eukaryota, Metazoa, Cnidaria, Anthozoa, Malacalcyonacea, Xeniidae. Gene Ontology annotation, biological process: triglyceride biosynthetic process. The transcript has 4 exons.